Ascochyta rabiei is the source of this 951-nucleotide messenger RNA. RefSeq lists its product as uncharacterized. Bases 1 to 951 code for a protein of 316 amino acids. The record is from RefSeq and is a predicted model, not a curated record. The transcript has a single exon. NCBI's taxonomy places the organism in Eukaryota, Fungi, Ascomycota, Dothideomycetes, Pleosporales, Didymellaceae.
AUGAUCACAAGCACAGUGCUCGAAAAUGAAAACAUAUAUCUUGAAGAUGGCCGCAAACUGGCGUACGCCAUCUACGGCAGUCCAGUGCCCCGCACCACGAUUAUCUACAUGCACGGUUUUCCCUCUUCGCGGUACGAAGGGAAGCUAUGGCACUCGUCCUGCACAAAACAUAUGAUACGCCUAAUCGCCCCAGACCGCCCUGGUGUUGGUAUCUCGACCUUCAAGCCGAAUCGCCGUAUCCUCGACUGGCCGCUCGAUGUCCUGGCGCUCGCCGACCACCUGAAGGUAUCGCAAUUCUACAUAUUGGGUGUUAGCGGAGGAGCGCCAUAUGCGCUGGCAUGCAUCAAAAGGCUGCCGAAAAAGAGGCUGCUAGGCGUGAGUGUCAUUAGUGGCAUGUAUCCUACAAAGCUUGGCACAUCAGGCAUGAUGCUGCAGUCGCGCAUGCUGUUCUGGGUUGCGCCUUGGAUGACAGGCUUAACUUCCUUCAUUUUCGACAACAGCAUGGGCAAAGCUGCAAGAUGCUCGGACCCGCAAGUCUUCGAAGACAUGCUUGAGCAGGAUGUUGAGAGCCGAUACGCUGGCGAUCAAGUUGCUAUGAAGGAUCCAAGGUACUGGCCAACGUUCGUCGCCAUGAUGCGAGAGGCUUUCGCUCAUGGAAGCCGAGGUGCAAGCUGGGAGGCAAGAUUAAAGGGCCGCGAAUGGGGGUUCGAUCUGAGCCAGCUGUAUGUUGGUAGCGAUAUCGGCUGUCCUCUCACACUGUGGCAUGGUACUGAGGAUGAGGAUUGCCCAGCGGUAACGGCGAGGAAGGCCAACGCGCUGAUGCCGGGGUCCAUCUUGCAUGCGCUGGAAGGGGAAGGUCAUGUGAGUUUUAUCUUCAGCAAAGCAGAUGAGAUUCUAGAUGAUCUUAUCGGUGUUGAGGAGGAAGAAGAGUUCAUAAGAGUAUACAGGUAG